Molecule: messenger RNA, 2934 nt
Organism: Monosiga brevicollis MX1
Lineage: Eukaryota; Choanoflagellata; Craspedida; Salpingoecidae
Exons: 8
Coding region: 1-2934 (977 amino acids)
Molecular function (GO): calcium ion binding
Source: RefSeq, a predicted model, not a curated record
AUGGCCAAAGCCACCUCCCGGCCGUUGUCCGUCUCGGGCAAUCAGGUGACCAUUGGUAGCCGGCCCAUCUCGCAACACUCUGUUGCAACUGCAGCAGCAAAUGGUGCGGCCACCUUGCGGACGCCACAAAGCCGUCACGCCCACAUUGCCACCACCAGCAGUCGCAACUCCACACCCCGUACGACGUCGCGACCCCCUACUACUCGUAAAAGCGCCUCCCCCGCUCGGCCCCCCAAUCGGGCGGGUCAUGAGGUCGGCGUUCGCCAGACCGCUCUAAAUGCGGCGCACCAAGCCUUGGAAGCUGGUGGUCAGAGUCGCGUCCCUCGCUCCUUUCUUGCUGAUGCCCUUGAGGAGUAUUUUCCUUCAACCCUUGUCCACCAGGCCCUCGAUGCGGCCGUUGCACAGAGCGGCGUCAACGUUGACUGGCGCGAAGUCCUUGACGCCCUUGCAACGCUAGACGCAGAGCCCUUGCGCUCGCCCUCUCCGGCCUUGGCUUCAUCCGACCUCGACCCGUCCUUCCCACUCUGCACGUCCUUUGAGGAUGGGCUGCAAGCGCUCUACACGCUUGCUUCUGAUGAGACAACCUUUGCCCAGCUCUUUGGUCACUUUGAUACCGAUCAUGACGGCAUCCUCGACAACACGCAAAUGCGCGAGUUUCUGGCACGGCUCAUUGGCUACCCAAACUGUGCGGCUGCUCCUCGCAUCCUCAUUGAGCAACUCGUAGUACAGCUGCCAGGAGAGCCAGCGUAUGGGCCCCAGGCCCCACGUUGUUACCAUGGCCGUCUUCUCUACCGACAGGCUAAGGUGCGAUGGCAGCUACGUGAAAGUGGCGGCAACAUCUCUCAAUCAACACCGUCAGCUGUCACCAAUGUCAAAGGAUCCGGCAGUCUGAAUGAGCAGCCCACAACGGCUGACGCUGCCGAUCCCACCAGCGCUACCAUUCGCAUGCCUCUGGCCGCGCCGCUUCCGUCGUAUGGUGCCCUCCUUCACCCCAACGGCUCUACGCAACCCAAUUACGCCAGUCCCACCGAGAUUUCCAUCUUACACCUCUCCACCGGCGUGCCGGCUCGGCGGGAGAACGCACCACUCGCACCCAGGGGGGGCGCCGAGCCCCUUGAUCCCGUGCAUGAUCCCUCUGAUUCACCCACACCCAAUCGCACGGUGCGCGUCGUCAGCCCAGUACACAGCGAGCCUGACCUUGUAGAAGAAUACCUCGCUACGUUGCGCGAUAUUCAGACUGCCAAUGUCCAUGACCGAGAGGACGAAGUCGAGGAGUUGGAGCGGUCACAUAUUGAGUUUAUCCUCGACGGCCAGCACCAGUCACCCCGCCAGGUGGUUGCAGAGGCACCUGCCGCUGUUUCUAACAGUCUCAAAGGGGCUCAGAGCACAACGCGCUCGCCAUCGCCACGCAAGGAAUCAGCAUCGGUGACGCACUCGCCGGAAUCCACGCAAGCAGGCCCUUUGCAACGGCCACCCGCACGGGGCACGCUCGAUGGGCGCCUUGAAGGCUUGAACCUCACCCAGAGACGGGAUGAGCAAGAGGAACCCACAAUGGUCAACAUGCUGGAGGAUAAUGGGGUUGCAGUAAGCGUCGCUGCUCUUCCAGGGUCGCUGAGCGGCUCCUCUGCUUCUGAGAGUGAGAGUGCACUGCACCUCCCUGCUGACAUGCGCACGCUGCGGCGGCCGACCCCGUCAUCCCGAGGGGCCAGCGCCAAGUCCACUUCCAACGGCCCUGAUAAUGUUCUGCCUCGACCCACCCCCGCUCAACACUUGCUGAAUUUGGACCGCUCACUCGGCGGCGUCGCACCAGACAAGAGCAUUCGCAUGCCCCCAACUCUAGGGCUCGAGCGCCCCAAAAUGCAACCUACUUUGCACACGGAUGCACACUAUAGUCGCAGUCUUUUUGACAUGUCUCAAAAUGAGCGCGAGCAACUGCUGGCCAAUCGACCCGGAGCUGGCCUCCUCUUGAUGAGCUCACUUCCCGCCGAUACGCACGCCGCCGAUGUGCUCGAAGCUAUGCGUACUCUUUGUGCAACCAAGGCAGAAAAACUUAUCAAAGCUUGCGAACAAGAGGACUGCCGUCAUACGGGCUUUGUCACUGGUAACGACAUGCGCCGCAUCAUCAACGAACAUGGCUUGACCGUGACCAAGGUGGCAUUCAGGCGCCUCUGCCACGGCGCCGACGUGAUUGGCAUGGCUGGCAUUCCCUACCGUCGCUUUCUGCGGCAUUACACACCAUACCGCAGUCAUCAAGUGCAGCUGGAAGAGAUUUCGCGCGUAUCUUCUGGACACCCAUCUCGCGGCUCAGCACGAAGCACAAAUGCCAACAACGCUGUCACGUUUUCGGACAAGCCGUUGCAGGAGAUACACGCCAUGGUGCAACCCGUCAUUGCGCGCCACUGGCAGUCGAUUCUGAAAGCAUGUCGGCAGAUGGAUUCGCGGCGCAAGGGAACUUUGCUACCAUCUCGCUUCAAGGCCGCUGUCAAGGUCCAUUUUCCUUUGAGUGAGGCAGAACUGAAUAGCCUGUGCCGACAUUGGCGCCUGGGCGGCAAAGAGGUACAUUACGGCAAGUUUGUGCAGCAUUUUGCCAGUGGCACGGCCACCUCAAUGCAAGCAACCCAAAGGGCUGCGCCGACCCUACCCACCGUCAACACCCCCAGCAGCAGCCAAAGGGGCUCGGAGAGCGAGUUCCGAGCUCUGGCUGCCCGUGUACAUGUCCCAGUGGAGCAAAAUUUUGCCGCACUUCGUCAACGCCUCAAAAAGGGCGCCAUCAGCAACAGCCGCACCACUUUGGAGAAUGUUCAGGCCAGCUUCGCAAGUGUGGGCAUUGAGCUCACCUCUGAUGACCUGGAGGUUAUUCGCAACUCGUUGCGCCCUCGCAGCCAAGAUGCUGGCCUCGAUUUCAACGAGCUUCUUCGGCGGCUGCUCAAAUAG